Molecule: messenger RNA, 753 nt
Organism: Kwoniella botswanensis
Lineage: Eukaryota; Fungi; Basidiomycota; Tremellomycetes; Tremellales; Cryptococcaceae
Exons: 6
Coding region: 1-753 (250 amino acids)
Cellular component (GO): cytoplasm; eukaryotic translation initiation factor 3 complex
Molecular function (GO): translation initiation factor activity
Source: RefSeq, a predicted model, not a curated record
AUGUCGGACGAUUGGGAUAUCGAUGACGAGCCUGUCAACUCUGGCUCUUCCACCCCUGCUCCCGCUGCUCUUCCGCCAAAAGCCCCUGCUAGAGGUAAAUGGCAGGGUGAAGAUGAGGAAGAUGAACAAGACGACUGGGAUGUCUCAGAGGACGAGAAGCCUAAACCCGCCGCUGCACCCGUAGCUCCCGCCAAAAAGAAGAUGUCACUGAAGCAGAAAUUAGCUGAGAAGGAAAGAUUAGCUGCCGAAGCUAGGGAACGAGGUGAUACAGGUGAAGAUGAUCUUAUAGAAACGAUGACGGAGCAAGAUAGACGUCGACUUGCUAGGGAGAGAGAACAAGAGGCCGAUUUAGCUGUCGCCGCUGAUUUACUGGGCGCUUCGUCUCUUGAUGAGACCCCUGCUAAAACCCUUCAGACUAUCCUUAAAUCCAAACCAACCACCAAGAACGAUUUUACCGAGUUAUCCAAGGAUAUUUUCUCAGCUUUGAUCAAGCAGCACGAAUCGUCUCCACUUUACGCUACUCUCGUUGAGGAGUUGUCUAAGAACAUGUGCGAGGCGUUGACUGCCGUACAAACUAGAAAAGUGUCAUCUGCAUUGAGUGUGUUGGGUAAUACCAAGCAACAAGAGGAGAGAGACAAAGCUAGUGGAAAGAAGAAGGCUUCUACCAAACCCAAACUCGGUGCUGCCAAAGUCGGAGCCAAGAUUGACACAGAAUCUUACGAUGAUGCUCUCGAUGAUGACGAUUUCAUGUAA